Meloidogyne enterolobii is the source of this 295-nucleotide messenger RNA. Lineage: Eukaryota; Metazoa; Nematoda; Chromadorea; Rhabditida; Meloidogynidae. The record is from the annotation of a GenBank genome assembly.
UUCUACCAACAACACAUAACUACUUCGUCACAAAACUCGUAUCUUCGAUUGCUGCACGAUGGACAUAUCUUCGUUAUCUCCAGAGGCAAUCCGCAUGCUCGUGUUCGGCUGUCAAUAUCUGGUGAUGUUCUUCGUUGCAACCAUGCUCGCCGCGCAAUGCUGCAAGAAGAAGAAGAAGGCUCCAGGUACAGAGAUGAAACCACCACCGGAAGAAGGAGCAUCGCUAAAAGGGCCACCAUCGGCAAAAUCAGCUGCAAAGCCGCCCGCGUGAGUUUUAUUUUUUAUAUUCAAAGCU